AUGGUACCUAACAUCAUCACCAACUUACCAAAACAAAUCACUCCUCAACAUAUUUCAAAUUUACAUACUGCUUUCUUAAACACUUCAUCUCGAUUUACAUCUUAUAACUUUAGAGAAUAUUUCAUAAGACGUUCAAACUUAAAAUUCAAUCAAGAAUUACCUACUAUCAUCAAGAGUACUUCAAUCACUUCAGAAACUUCAACCGAUCAAUCUUCUCAAGAAACACUACAGAAAUGGUGGAAAGAUUCAAUUAAAGAGUUAAUGGUUUUAGAACGUGCUAGUGUCAUGAAUCGAUUAUACGAAGCUCCUAAAUUGGUUGUUGAAGGUGAAGGUCGAUUUAUAGUAGCUGCUGGUGGUGGUGCUGGAAUGGAACAAUCGUAA
Melampsora larici-populina 98AG31 is the source of this 381-nucleotide messenger RNA. RefSeq lists its product as uncharacterized. The record is from RefSeq and is a predicted model, not a curated record. The transcript has a single exon. Gene Ontology annotation, cellular component: L-cysteine desulfurase complex; mitochondrion. Gene Ontology annotation, biological process: iron-sulfur cluster assembly. NCBI's taxonomy places the organism in Eukaryota, Fungi, Basidiomycota, Pucciniomycetes, Pucciniales, Melampsoraceae. Bases 1 to 381 code for a protein of 126 amino acids.